Molecule: messenger RNA, 1074 nt
Organism: Vicia villosa (hairy vetch)
Lineage: Eukaryota; Viridiplantae; Streptophyta; Magnoliopsida; Fabales; Fabaceae
Exons: 1
Coding region: 1-1074 (357 amino acids)
Source: RefSeq, a predicted model, not a curated record
AUGAACGUGGCUUUGAUUAGUAAAUGGAAGUGGAGAAUCCUCACGGAGAAGGAGGCGGUUUGGAGAUACGGUAAGGUGAAGGUGAAGGUUUUAAUAGGGGAUAUUUCGGUGGUGGGAAAGAAGGACUCAAUUUGGUGGAGAGACCUUUUAAUUUCGGAUAAUUAUGAGAAUCUCAACAGCAAUCAUUUUGCAGGUGCUAUAGAGUGUACCGUUUGGAGCGGAAAAGAUAUUCCUUUUUGGUAUGCUUGUUGGACGGGUUCUCAAACGUUAAUGGAGGCUUAUCCGGAGUUAUACUGUUUUGCAGGAAAUCACCUUGCUGAAGUUUUCUGUGCAAGUAUUAUGCUUAAUGGAAGCUGGUCUUGGCGUUUAGAAAAUAUGGUGGAAGCUGGCAGCAGAGGAGAAUCCGGUUCGACUGGAAGCAGUGGUGAGCCCGAAUUUACUCAUCAACUUUCAGAGCUGAUUCUCGAGCUACUAUUUGAGCUGCAACAGCGCCAGAUCGCUGUCCGGGACAGCAGCGAUGAUGCUUUUUCUUGGAGGUUAGAGAUAAACGGCGUCUUCUCGGUUAGCUCGUGUUACGAUCGUUUUAAAGAGAAACAUUUCGGACCUCCUCUUGACAAUUCAACGGUAUUAGCUUUAUCUCAUCUUUGGAAAAUUAAAGCUCCCUUGAAAAUUUUCUUUUUUGGUCGGAGUUUCAUAAUCAAUAAACUAGCAACGAGAGACCUUUUGGUUAAAAAGGGUAUCUUGACAGAUGGUAAUGAUUCUAAAUGUGCCUUUUGUUUAUCGGAGGAAGAAUCACUUCGGCAUUUGUUUGUAAAUUGCGAGGUGACCAAGGGGAUUUGGAGGAAAGUUUAUGGUUGGGUUGGAGUAGACACAUCUUUAUCUAGAGAGGAGUUUGUGAAUUAUUUUCACAAUUGCUUAAAGAUUAAGUGUGUCAAAACAAGAGUUAUUGGGGCGGUGAUGUGGCUUUCAACGGUUUGGAAUAUUUGGCUUAUGCGUAAUUCUGUGAUAUUUGAAAGCGAGAAAUUUAGCUUCCUUGAUUGUUUGUCGGAGAUUGUUUUUAAUGCUUGGAGAUGA